UCGACUCACCGAGUCACCCGCCGUUUUUUUUUUCUUCACUUUAUUUCCCAUUUUCACUUUUAACACCACUCCCAUUCUUAUUUUAAACUAGGGCUCCUUUUAUUUUCUCUCUGUUAUUUUCCGGCAACUAUGAAUCCCUCCGGCACCAAAUUUCCGGCGCCGGUGAAACAAGAAGUUGAGGAUCAGUUAGAAGAUCAACAUGGGCCCCUCUACAAGCGCUCCAAGGCCUCCUCCUCUUCUAGUCAGCAAAUUGGUGUGCGGAGUGAUAGCAUUUAUGCUGCACCACCGCCACCGGCGCAAUAUAAUCCACUUGAUGAGCCUAGUCCGUUAGGGUUGCGGUUACGAAAGAGCCCUUCGCUUUUGGAAUUGAUCCAGAGGAGGCUUUCGCAACCAGAUAGCUCUAAUCCCGGAGGAGGUCCUGCCAAGAAUGAACACAGAGGUGGCGGUGCUGGUGCUGCCUCGGGUAGUGGUGAAAGUAGGCUUAAGGCCUCGAAUUUUCCUGCCUCGAUUCUUAGAAUUGGCGCCUGGGAGUAUAAGUCGAGACACGAGGGGGACCUGGUGGCAAAGUGUUACUUUGCGAAGCAUAAGCUUGUUUGGGAAGUUCUUGAUGGCGGUCUCAAAAAUAAGAUUGAAAUCCAGUGGUCCGACAUUAUUGGUUUGAAGGCUGCUUAUCCUGAUGACGGACCUGGGACUUUGGAUGUAGCGCUGGCAAGACAGCCGCUUUUCUUUAGGGAGACCAAUCCACAGCCUAGGAAGCACACACUAUGGCAGACAACAGCGGAUUUUACAGGUGGACAAGCUAUCAUAUUCAGGCGACAUUAUCUGCAGUUCCCACCAGGCUUGUUAGGAAAGCAGUUUGAGAAGCUCAUUCAAUGUGAUCCUCGUCUCUGCUUUCUGAGUCAGCACGAAGAUAUGGUAGAUUCUCCAUAUUUUGAACCCAGAAAACCGAUCUUCGACAAAUUAGAUGACGUGAAGAAUGAGAUUGAUAUAAAUAUUGCUACUGGGCCUGCCACCUCUGAAUUGAGGGAUCAAGUGUCAACAUCUGGGACUCGAUCUUCAUUCUCAAAAAAUGAAUAUGACUUUCUCAGUAGGCAUCAUGAUCAUUUUCUUCACGAGUCACCUUCACCAAGCUCAGUAAUCGACAGCAAAGUGAUUGAGAAUAUAAAGAACAAUAGCUUGGAGGAGUUGAAGAAUCGUAGCUGUUGGGAUCGUAUCAGAGUUCCUGGACUUCACACUUCACUGUCAAUGAAUGAUCUAGUUAGCCACCUUGAAAACCAGAUCUUGGAGCCCACUAUUUCAAAUAGUCCUAUCUUAUCUGAUGAUCAACGGAGAAGUUUGGAGAUUCUGGAAGAGAUCAGCAAGUGCUUAUUUACGGAUUCUCGUCAUAUUACUUCUGAUGAGAAGUCUGUGAUGUCAAGAGUCGACUCCCUGUGCUGCCUCCUGCAUCCUUCGACAGUUCAAGAAGACCCUCUUGACAAAGGCAAUAAUACUAAUAUGGCUACUAGUGAGGAUAAUAAACAUGUACAUGAACUGAAAUGGUUCGACACUAAGCUCAAAAGCAAGGUUGCAGAAGAAGCUCCAACUCUACACAGUGAACUGAAUGAUGGAUCCGGCUGCAAACAGGAACCUGAUAUGUCUAGGAAGGACUCUGUCGGAGAUUUGCUGCUCAAUCUUCCCCGAAUAGCAUCAUUACCACAGUUCUGCUUCAACUUUUCUGAAGAUCCUGAUAAUCAAAACAAAUGAAGUGUCCUCGGCAACUUCUCUCCUUGUGUAAUUAUCAUGUGUACAAGGGUUAUACCCUAGUCGUUGACGGUAAACUUCUGUAGGUUCUUUCUAGGUUUUCUCAAAAUAUUCGUAGACAUGACGGGUUGACUAUUUAGGUUUUUUAAAGAAAUUCGUAGACACAACGGGAUGAAUAUUCCUGCUUUUUUUUUUUUAAUUAUUAUUUAGGUUUAUGUAGUUUUGAGUU
Molecule: messenger RNA, 1969 nt
Organism: Daucus carota subsp. sativus
Lineage: Eukaryota; Viridiplantae; Streptophyta; Magnoliopsida; Apiales; Apiaceae
Exons: 6
Coding region: 130-1743 (537 amino acids)
Source: RefSeq, a predicted model, not a curated record